ACAGUUCUGCGGGCGGGGGCGGAGCAACACCUGGGAAGGCAUGAUGGUGCUGGGGGGGCAGAGGGGGACAGCCUGCCUCCCUGGGGGGGCCCCACAGGGCUCUCCUGGGAGGGAGGUGGUGACUCAGCAGUUUCAUUUCCUGGUGGGCUGAGGCUCAUGGGAGAUAUGCAGAUGAGCCCAGAGCACCAUGGGAAAGGGCCCUUUAUAUUGCCAGGUGGGCCGCUUCCCCUCCUUUCUGAGGGGCGCCCACAGGAGGGAGGUGCCAGGCCGGAGAACGGAGCCGUCGCACAAGCUGAAGAAUCCUCCGGAAGUCUGACCUUCCCGACCCCUGCGGAUCCCUGGUGACUUGGGACCCAGCUCCUCCACCCCACCCCAGAUACCCGGCCGGGAGCCCCCUCUCUUCCUCUCCCCCGCCCUCCCUGCCCCGCCCCCGCCCCCGGGCCAGACCCCGAGCCCCCAGCCCGGCCCACUCUCGCUGCCCACCCCGGUAGGAGGCAGGCCGCGUGGCCAUGUGCCCCCCGGUCAGCGUGCGCUAUGGGGGCGAGGGCAUGUCCUACCUCCAUGCAUCCUGGAUGUAUCAGCUUCAGCAUGGCGACCAGCUGGCGGUUUGCUUCGCUUGCUUCAAGGCUGCCUUUCUGGAACUCAGAGACUUGCUGGGCUUGGAAGACUGGGAAGAUGAGGACUGGGACCCCGAGCCGACGGAGCACGCCGAGGCGGGGCCUGAGCAGGGGGGGCCCCCGGGGCUGGGGUUCGGCUGGGGGCAGGGCCAAGGUCACCCCGCACAGGGGGGCACUGUGGACUGGGGGCCAGGCACCCCGGCGUCAGCCCCCGCGGGGUCUGAGGAGGUGGGCCUGGACCACCACUUUGUGCCCACCGAGCUGGAGCCUCACAACGCGGCACCCUUGGGCCUGGGUCCCGAGGACGCCGACUGGACCCAGAGCCUGCCCUGGAGGCUCGACGGGCCCCCCACCUGCUCGCACUGGCCGAGUCUCCCUCCUCCGUGGCAGGGGUUUCUCAAAGUGGACCUGCCCCCGGGGGAGCCCAUGGUGCUGGAGCUGGGCACCACCCGGGCCGUGGACCCUGCCGAGGCCGAGGCCUGGUUAAGGGACCUGGAGGUCGUCUCCAUGGUGGGUUGCUACGAUGCCAUCUACCUCCGGAAGAUGACAGUAGGAUGGACCCUGAGGACCCCGGGCCGGGGCUGGAAACUGCUGCUGGAGCCCGACGAGCUGUGGGUGGUGAGACUACAGGACGCGCCCCAGGAGCAGGACCUGCACAAGUGGAAGCUGAGCAUUCUGGAGCCCUGUCCUCCAGGGCAGACCGAAGAGCUGGUCCCUGCGGACUCAGCCCUGCUUAAGAGGGGGUUCACCAUCCUCUCCUACUCACCCUGGGCCAAAAGGGAGGCAGGGGAGGGGGCCUCCGCAGCCAGGCCACAGUCCUCGUCCUCCCAGGGGCGGGAUCCCAGCACCACUGAGACCUGGAGCCACGGGCCCAGUGGGCCCCGGGGGCCUGGGGAGGGCCCGGCUGCCAUGGGAGCCUCGGCCCUGGGGGAGCUGCCCUGUUUCCAGCCCUUCAGGCCAGGGCCCCAGAACUGAGGGACUGAGGCCCAGGUGGCCACCGUUGUCCCGGCCGCCCCCUCCCCACAACAGCCAGGGGCGCGACUGGCAAAGAACGGGGGACUAGUGCCUGGGGAGGGAGAAUGGGGAGCUGCCUAGGGACUGAGGAAGGGGACGCGUCACUGCCUCCGUGGAAGGGGCCCAAGGCCUGUAAGCGGGAGAGAAUUUCUCCUCCGUCAAAUGUCGCGGAGCCAGGAACGUGACGCCCUCUGGGGCGCGGUUGGUGAAUGGCUGCCGCGCAGCUCGGCAAGUGGGGUGCGGCACACGCGUCUGUGCACCAGCCCUGCCCUGGCCACACGCAGGGAUGUGUCCAGUGGGGCCCGUGUCCCAGGAGCACGCGGAGGUGGGGGCAGCGGGGCUGUGUGCUUGCCUGUGCCUGGCUGGUCUCUGGGGCCCCGGGGGACCCUGUCAGCCGCAGUGGGGACCCUGGUCUGCACGGGGAGAGACCCUCGUUUCAUAUGUUGGCCAUUUUAUGCAGUUUGACCGUUUAGUGCCCGUUUCUUUGUGUGUUGUUUUUUAACUGAAUAAAGU
Messenger RNA from Mirounga angustirostris (Northern elephant seal), 2144 nucleotides. Its product is annotated as testis-expressed protein 19.2. The transcript has 2 exons. Lineage: Eukaryota; Metazoa; Chordata; Mammalia; Carnivora; Phocidae. The coding region runs from base 510 to 1592 and encodes 360 amino acids. Gene Ontology annotation, biological process: male gonad development; spermatogenesis; placenta development. Gene Ontology annotation, cellular component: nucleus; cytoplasm. The record is from RefSeq and is a predicted model, not a curated record.